Entelurus aequoreus (snake pipefish) is the source of this 547-nucleotide messenger RNA. Its product is annotated as caspase recruitment domain-containing protein 18-like. Bases 47 to 403 code for a protein of 118 amino acids. The transcript is spliced from 3 exons. Lineage: Eukaryota; Metazoa; Chordata; Actinopteri; Syngnathiformes; Syngnathidae. Gene Ontology annotation, biological process: regulation of apoptotic process. The record is from RefSeq and is a predicted model, not a curated record.
UUUCUCAACAGAAGAACUCAUUCAGCUUUUAAAACACACCUGAGCAAUGGCAGCGGAACUUUUCGACGUGAGGGCAGUUCUUGCGGAUAGCUUGUCCCUGCCAGCAAUGGAAAAUAUUCUGGACGAUCUUUUGACCAGCAAAGUCCUGAGCGACACGGAACGUGAAGCCCUUCUUGAGGGGAACCCAACCAGAAAAAACAAGGCUCGUUAUCUGAUUGACAUGGUGAGGGGCAAAAGUGAUGAUGCAAGCUGGAAGAUGAUAGGUUACCUUAAAAAACAUGACCCGGAGCUUUUUAAGAAAUUGGGCCUCCCCACUCAGUCAUUUAAAGGGGCAGCUGGGGGGCAAAAUUCCAGGACUUGGAAAAAGAACGAUGAAAAGGUGUUGCAGAGAACAGGCCUGUGACGGGAGAAUAAUGCCAAAUUGAACACGCACCUAACUGGACAACUUAUACUGUAGAGCAGUGUUUUUCAACCUGUUUUGAGCCAAGGCACAUUUUUUUCAUUGAAAAUAUCCAGAGGCACACCACCAGCAGAAAUCAUUAAAAAA